AAUCCGUGGUUUAAAAAAUAAAUAAAGCGAUACCGGAUUCUAACACAAAAUUCCGAAACUAGUGAAGACAAGUGCCUUUAAAUUCCCCGUCGCACAAACACAAUCUCAAAUCAUUUUUCUUACGGAACCUCUCACUCACUCACUCACUCGUAAGGUAAUCAAUCAACCAUGGUGCUCUUCAAUGUCUCCCGUAUUGAAACUACUCCUUUCGAUGGACAGAAGCCUGGAACCUCUGGUCUCCGCAAAAAGGUGAAAGUCUUUGUGCAAACUCAUUACCUUGAAAACUUUGUUCAGGCAUCAUUCAAUGCACUAACUGAAGAAAAAGUUAGAGGUGCAACACUAGUUGUAUCUGGUGAUGGUCGUUAUUACUCGGAGCAAGCAAUUCAGGUUAUAACUAAAAUGGCUGCAGCAAAUGGAGUUAGACGUAUUUGGGUUGGUCUAAAUGGGUUGCUUUCAACUCCUGCAGUAUCUGCUGUUAUACGUGAAAGAGUUGGGGUUGAUGGAUCCAAGGCAACAGGAGCAUUUAUACUGACAGCAAGUCACAACCCUGGCGGUCCUAAUGAGGAUUUUGGGAUUAAAUAUAACAUGGAAAAUGGUGGACCUGCACCAGAGGGAAUUACCAACAAAAUAUAUGAAUACACAACAACAAUCAAGGAGUACUUGAUUGCUCCAGAUCUGCCAAAUGUGGAUAUCACCACAGUAGGUGUCACAAACUUUACAGGGCCUGAAGGACCAUUUGACGUUGAGGUUUUUGAUUCAGCAAGCGAUUAUAUAAAGUUGAUGAAGUCAAUUUUUGACUUUGGAUCUAUCAGGAAACUGCUGUCAUCUCCUAAAUUCACAUUCUGUUUUGAUGGGUUACAUGGAGUUGCUGGAGCUUAUGCAAAGCGUAUUUUUGUGGAUGAACUUGGAGCACAAGAAAGCUCUUUGCUGAACUGUGUACCAAAGGAAGACUUUGGUGGGGGACACCCAGACCCCAAUUUGACAUAUGCAAAAGAAUUGGUUGCUCGUAUGGGGUUGGGAAAAUCAGAAUCAGAAGGUGAGCCCCCGGAGUUUGGUGCUGCUGCUGAUGGUGAUGCAGAUCGCAACAUGAUACUUGGUAAAAGGUUUUUUGUCACUCCUUCGGAUUCUGUGGCCAUUAUCGCUGCAAAUGCUGUUGAAGCAAUACCAUACUUUUCUGCUGGCUUAAAGGGAGUUGCCAGGAGCAUGCCAACCUCCGCUGCCCUGGAUGUUGUAGCCAAACAUCUGAAUUUGAAAUUUUUUGAGGUCCCCACAGGUUGGAAGUUCUUUGGUAAUUUAAUGGAUGCUGGAUUGUGUUCAGUUUGCGGUGAAGAAAGUUUUGGGACAGGUUCGGAUCACAUUCGUGAGAAGGAUGGAAUCUGGGCAGUUUUGGCCUGGCUAUCUAUACUUGCAUAUAAAAAUAAAGAUAAUAUUGAAGACAAGCUUGUAACAGUUGAAGACAUAGUUCGCCAGCAUUGGGCUAAGUAUGGGCGCCACUAUUAUACUCGAUAUGACUACGAAAAUGUGGAUGCAGGUGCAGCAAAGGAAUUGAUGGCACAUUUAGUCAAACUGCAGUCCUCACUUUCAGAAGCCAAUGGGAUUGUUAAGGGGGCAAGUUCAGAUGUUUCAAAUGUUGUCCACGGCGAUGAAUUUGAAUACAAUGAUCCUGUGGAUGGUUCCAUUUCAUCACAUCAGGGCAUCCGAUAUUUGUUUGAGGAUGGAUCCCGAUUGAUUUUCCGCCUCUCUGGAACUGGAUCAGAAGGUGCAACUAUUAGACUAUACAUUGAGCAAUAUGAGAAGAAUCCAUCAAAGAUCGGGAGACUUUCACAUGAAGCACUUGCUCCUCUUGUGGAGGCUGCAUUGAAACUUUCAAAGAUGGAAGAGUUCACCGGUCGAUCUGCUCCCACAGUCAUCACAUAAAUACAUUACUUCCGAAACCAAGUCAUUUCUUAUUGUUAAAUCUUCAUCCAAUGUUAAUUUUGAGUAGCCUACCUGUACUGUUGGUUGUUUUCGGCCCCUAUAUAUAGGCACUUGAGUGGAAUUUGUAUUACUUAACUAAAUUUUGAUGUGAUAAAUAAUUUGAAACUGCUGAGUUCUGAUAUUAUAUAUAUA
This is a messenger RNA of Medicago truncatula (barrel medic), 2109 nucleotides long. RefSeq names its product phosphoglucomutase, cytoplasmic. The record is from RefSeq and is a predicted model, not a curated record. Gene Ontology annotation, molecular function: magnesium ion binding; phosphoglucomutase activity. The transcript is spliced from 19 exons. Gene Ontology annotation, biological process: carbohydrate metabolic process. Bases 169 to 1917 code for a protein of 582 amino acids. NCBI's taxonomy places the organism in Eukaryota, Viridiplantae, Streptophyta, Magnoliopsida, Fabales, Fabaceae. Gene Ontology annotation, cellular component: cytosol.